AUGUUUGUUCAAAAUUUAAAACCUGAAAGGGGAGGCAAAUUUUAUCUUGUGGAUAGUGGCUAUUCAAACCGCAUAGGUUACCUAGCACCAUUCAAAGGCAGCCGUUACCACCAACAAUUCCGCGUUAUUGAAAGGCGUAGAACAACAACCAACCUUAGGGAAUUAUUUAACAAAGUUCACGCGUCGUUACGGAGUGUGGUGGAGCGCAAUUUUAGUGCAUGGAAAAAUCGAUGGGAGUUUAUUCAAAAUAUUCCCCGGUAUGAUUUUGCAAAUGUGCAAGUUCAGUUGGUUGGUGCGUCAACGGCGUUACAUAACUAUAUACAUAGAAAUAUUGGCAAUCCUACAACUGUUAACCCCAUCUGCAACGAGGAAGAGGUUAUGACCAUAGUAAAUGGCAUACCGGAAGUUGCACAUGACGAGGAUGGUUUAAUGACUGGGGAUGAGAACCCCCAUAUCACAUUGGUGCAAGUUCGCAUACGGGACAAGUUAGUGUACAUGCGCAAUAACGAAAUGUUAGGAAACAUAUAG
Molecule: messenger RNA, 528 nt
Organism: Camellia sinensis
Lineage: Eukaryota; Viridiplantae; Streptophyta; Magnoliopsida; Ericales; Theaceae
Source: RefSeq, a predicted model, not a curated record